This is a messenger RNA of Triticum turgidum subsp. durum (durum wheat), 1368 nucleotides long. The record is from the annotation of a GenBank genome assembly. NCBI's taxonomy places the organism in Eukaryota, Viridiplantae, Streptophyta, Magnoliopsida, Poales, Poaceae.
AUGUCUUCAACUCUUCUAAUCUUCUUUACUGUUCGAUGUGUUUUGCAAGAUGCAACUUGCAAUGACAUGGGGGGACAAGAAUCAAUCAAGCACUUGAUAAAAGAGACACAACCGAAUGGGGGUAAGUUGAUGGAGCCCAACGCCGACAAGCUACGCGGUCUUCGCAUCACCUCCCUCGACGAUGAAGAUGAUGAUGAGACAGAACUGCCCGCGACCGUGGCUGCGGCGGCCUCGGGCUAUGAUGACGAUGACGAGGACGAAGAUGAAGAAGCGGAAGUGAUGCUUGGUUUCCUGGAGAAGCCGAAGCAUCCAGGCCUCCUCCGCCACCUCUUUCCUAGCAAGGCCGGAGGCAUCCCGGCGUGGUUGGAUCCCAUGAACUUGCCCUCGGGGAACUCCAGCUGCUGUGGCUUCUGCGGCGAGCCCCUGCACUUUGUCCUCCAGAUUUAUGCUCCUAUUGAGAGCAAUGCAGCAGCAUUCCACCGCACUCUCUUCAUGUUCAUGUGCCCGUCGAUGGCAUGCUUGCACCGAGACCAGCACGAACAGUGGACACGCAACCAAGGCAAUCCUCGUAGAAGCGUGAGGGUUUUCCGGUGCCAGCUGCCUCGUACCAACGUGUUCUACUCAAGUGAACCUCCAAGUCACAAUAACUCUGACAAGCCACUAUGUGCCGGAGCUGCUCUCUGUCAUUGGUGUGGUACAUGGAAAGGGGAUAAAAUAUGUGGUGGCUGCAAGAAAUCACGUUACUGUUCUGAGAAACAUCAGGCACUGCACUGGCGCUCUGGUCAUAAAAAUGAUUGCCUACAGAUAAUCAAUUCUUCUGAAGCUUCAAGUUCUGUGCUGCCAGCUGUAGGAAAAGUUCCAGCUAGGACUUCUUGGCCGGAAUAUCAGAUAGCAAUUGACGAUGAAGUUGAUUUGGAUUCUGAUGGUUGUGAUGAAAACAGCUCAAAAUCCUUGGUGAUGCAAAAGCAUGGUAAACCAGAUGAUACAAUGCAGUCAUGGAUGGAUCAAUUUGAGGCUGAUGCUGACAACCAAUGCUGGGCAUAUUUUCAAGAGCGUAUCUCAAGAGCACCAGAGCAAGUAUUGAGAUACUGUCGAGAUCCAAAUGUAAAACCUCUGUGGGCUUUAUCAGCUGGGCGUCCAUCAAAUCCUGACAUCCCUUCAUGUAGCUACUGUAAAGGUCCACUAUGCUAUGAAUUUCAGAUAAUGCCACAAUUGCUUUAUUACUUUGGUGUGAGAAAUGAACCAGACUCUCUUGAUUGGGCAACAAUUGUUGUGUACACAUGUAAAGGAUCAUGUGAUCAAAGUACUAGCUACAAGGAAGAAUUUGCAUGGGUUCAGUUAUAUCCUACAUCAAUCUCAAGGCCAUAG